Messenger RNA from Alexandromys fortis (reed vole), 2953 nucleotides. It is a transcript of the gene Zmynd10, whose product is annotated as zinc finger MYND-type containing 10. Bases 1571 to 2893 code for a protein of 440 amino acids. Gene Ontology annotation, cellular component: centriolar satellite; cytoplasm. Gene Ontology annotation, biological process: inner dynein arm assembly; motile cilium assembly; outer dynein arm assembly. The transcript has 12 exons. The record is from RefSeq and is a predicted model, not a curated record. Lineage: Eukaryota; Metazoa; Chordata; Mammalia; Rodentia; Cricetidae.
CAGCUGAGAGCCAAGGAAUACCGCAAAGUCACACCACACAACAAACCUCACACAAGAUUUAUUGGGAGGAAAAAAAAAAAAGGAUGUACGAUGUUUUACUCUUGCUCUUUGCUCUUUUGGGGACCUGCUGUCCAGCUUCAAGUAAACCCACACGGAGGCUUUUCCUUCCUUGUGAAUGCCUGGCCUUGGCUUGUUUUGUGCCAGCUUUUCUUAAAUUAUCCCAUCUACCUUUUGCCUCUGGGCUUUUUUCUUUUCUUACUUUCACUCUUACCCCAUGGCUGGUUGGGUGGGUGGCUGGCUGGCCCGCCCCUGGAGUACUCCCCUUGUUCUCUCCUUGCUCCUCUUCUUCCUCGGUUUUCCUUCUAUUUAUACCCUCUGCCUGCUGGCCUCUCCUAUCCUUGCUCCUGCUUCGCUUUUGGCCAUUCAGCUCUUUAUUAGACCAUCAGGUGUUUUAGACAGGCAAAGAAUCACAGCUUCACAGAGUUAAACAAAUGCAGCAUAAACAAAAGCAACACACCUUAAAAUAAUAUUCCCCAGCACCAAGAGGGCGGCUGCCUCUGUUGGAGCGAGAAACAGCAGCAAACUGAACAGGACAUAGGGCUUAUAUAGAGCUUCUUGGGAAGAGAGUGGAACUUUCCAGGAUGGAGACUGGUGGAAAUUCAUGUCCGGAGAUUGAGCUUUUUACUCUGUAGGGUGGAGCAGGGUCCAGCAGUUAGGGUACUUAGAGUAUUCCGUGGGUGGAACCUGGCAGAGCUCCUCGGGAUAGUGGCCUGGCCACUCCUGUGGCUCAAGGGGCUUACACCGUGGGCACCUGCACACACGUGUGCUUGUGCACAGACACAAACAUAAUUUAAAAAUAAACUUAGGAGGGGGGUGGGACAAAAACUGAAGCUGGGAGGUAGGAGAAGGGGUGAAAGAUAGGUCCUUCAGAGCUGGUAAGUGCUGUGGUCUAGCAUUUUGGGUGCCAGAGGUAGGCACAGGGCCAUCCGGAGGAAAAGAUGUUAGGUGUGCAUGUUUAGGACUCCUGGCUGCUGGACUGAAUCUAGGGACACAGGCCUUUGAUUUCAGCACAAAGAGACUGAGCAGAGGCGGAUCUCUAGGGCUUGGAGACCAAUUUAAUAUGCAUAGGGAGUUCCAAGCCAGCCUGGAUCACAAAGUAAGACCCUUUCUCCGAAAAAAUAAAAGACAGCUUCCGGGGAGAGUCUAGAGUGCAGUUACGUCGGUCUCAUGAGAGACCGCUAUAGUUACCCCAUGAGAGGCUCAGACAGUGAGGCUGCAGGAACAGUAAGGACCCAAGUUAUCCAUAAUUGCUCCCGCCCUGGAGAGGUGUGGCCAGUCUCCGGCUGCUUAUUGGCAGGGAGGUGGGCGUGGCAAGCGAGGCAUCAGAAGGACUCUACGCAGGCGCCAAGCUCACUCGUUUCCAUGGCGACGAAAUCGACGCGCCUCAACGGCUUAGCAACUGUUCUGUGCCAGACUUUGGUCCCGCCACUGAAGUCUGUCAGUUUCCCCUAUUCCGACUCCUGCAUUACAACCGCCCAAAAGCCAAACUAAUCCUGGUCCCCCCCCCGACAUGGGCGACCUAGAGCUGCUGCUGCCUGGGGAGGCUGAAGUGUUGGUGCGGCGCCUGUGCAGCUUCCAGCUAAGGGAGAUGGGAUCCGAAGGGUGGAACCAGCAGCAUGAGAACCUGGAGAAGCUGAACAUGCAAGCCAUCCUUGAUGCCACUGUCAGCCAGGGGGAGCCCAUCCAGGAACUGCUGGUCACCCAUGGGAAGAUCCCCACACUGGUAGAAGAGCUGAUCGCGGUGGAGGUGUGGAAACAGAAGGUGUUCCCGGUGCUGUGCAGGCUAGAGGACUUCAAGCCCCAGAAUACCUUCCCCAUAUACAUGGUGGUACACCAUGAGGCCUCCAUCAUCAAUCUUCUAGAAACAGUGUUCUUCCAUAAGGAGGUGUGUGAGUCAGCAGAUGACAGGAUACUGGACUUAGUGGACUAUUGCCACCGCAAGCUGACACUGCUGGUGGCCCGGACUGGCUGUGGUGACCCAUCUGAGGAAGAACGGUCCCAGGAUAAUACCCCUAUGCAAGAGCUGCAGAAACAGGCGGAGACGAUGGAGUUUGAGAUCUCACUGAAAGCGCUCUCGGUGCUUCGCUACAUCACAGACUGUGUGGACAGCCUUUCCCUGAGUACCUUGAACCGCAUGCUCAGUACACACAACUUGCCCUGCCUCCUGGUGGAGCUACUGGAGCACAGCCCCUGGAGACGGCGGGAAGGAGGCAAGCUGCAGCAGUUUGAGAAUGGCCGCUGGCAGACAGUGGCCCCCUCAGAGCAGCAGAGACUAAAUAAGCUGGACGGGCAGGUGUGGAUCGCCCUGUACAAUCUGCUGCUCAGCCCUGAGGCCCGAGCCCGAUACUGCCUUACCAGCUUCGCCAAGGGGCAGCUGCUUAAGCUUCAGGCCUUCCUCACGGAUAUACUACUGGACCAGCUGCCCAACCUUGCUGACCUGAAGGCUUUCCUGGCUCACCUGGCCCUGGCUGAAACCCAGCCCCCUAAGAAAGACCUGGUGUUGGAACAGAUCCCAGAAAUCUGGGACCGGCUGGAGCGAGAGAACAAAGGCAAAUGGCAGGCCAUUGCCAAGCACCAGCUGCAGCAUGUCUUCAGCCCCUCAGACCGGGAUCUGCGCCAGCAGGCACAGAGGUGGGCUGGAACCUACAGGCUGGACGUCCUAGAGGCCAUAGCCCCAGAGAAGCCCCGCUGUGCUUACUGCAACGCGGAGGCCUCCAAGCGCUGCUCCAGAUGCCAGAGUGUGUGGUAUUGCUGCAGGGAGUGCCAAGUCAAACACUGGGAGAAGCACGGAAAGACGUGUGUUCUAGCAGCCCAAGGUGACAGGGCCAAGUGAAGGCUGCAGGUUCUGAGGGCCGACGGAAGAGCUCACCCAGAAUGUGACUCUGAGCCUCAG